Molecule: messenger RNA, 1629 nt
Organism: Phytophthora sojae
Lineage: Eukaryota; Oomycota; Peronosporomycetes; Peronosporales; Peronosporaceae
Exons: 1
Coding region: 1-1629 (542 amino acids)
Molecular function (GO): protein binding
Source: RefSeq, a predicted model, not a curated record
AUGGAGAUUAGAAACAAUACUCCAACCCACGCUACGUCCACCGCUCUGGUCCGCCAGCCCUUCCCGAGUACAAGAAGUGGAGAGAGCAAAGGUUUCGCUGUCACGCUGCUUGACUGUCUCCUCUCACUCGGAAGCUCCUCUCCACGUCCCGGCACGCCCAACUCGACUCUUCCUGCUGCACCAAGGCGAAACUACGAUUCAUAUGACGUCACGUUUGACCACGGACCUGUUGGUCUCGAUCUUGAGACGGACUGGUACGGGCGGCAGGCUGUGGUGAAGGGUUUCCGCGCGAUCAACUCGGCAGGCGACGAUGGACCAGCCAAGCGCUGCGGACUCAUUCGAGUCGGAGACGUCCUCACUGCGAUCAACGGGGAAGCGUGCCUCGAAAUGAACUUCCAGCAAACGUUGGAGGCGCUUCGUCUCGCUGGCAAGUCGCGCCACACUCUCCACUUCAAGUCACUGGAAGCUGCUGGAGACUUGAGCGUCUACGCUAACGACAAGGACGUCAUGCAGGCACGUAAGUUCAUCCACCAGCACAAACAGCGAUUCUACCGACCGCCUCGCGCCACUGGAGGGGAAAAUCCUCACGAGUUGGUUCUGGGGUGCAUCGAGCGCCUGCGAGGAGAGUUCGUGACGGCUCUGAAUUUCCAUCGCGAGGAAACGGGCGAAUUCUUGCUCGCUGCGUCCUGCGCUAGCGAUGGUUCCGGGCCCUUUAUCUUUCACACAAUGCGCGAUUCCCACCUGCGUACGAUGCGCGAGCUCCCGCAGAGCGAAGACUCCGCUGUGUAUCUAGGACGCUUGGAGCCCAGCUUCCUCGGUACCGAGUUCACACUAUUCGAUCAUCACACGAGCUCCAGCCAACAGCACGACAACGAACUCGCGUUCCUCGUGUACACCGCCAACGUUCUCGGCCGUGUGCCCAACUCCCUGAAGUGUGCCGUAUCCAAACCUGUCGAAGACGACCAAGACGACGAAGAGCUCGAGAACCCCAAAGGUUCUAACAAGUCAGGUACGCUUCGUCAGCAACGUUCAGGAAUGGGCAUCGACGGCGCCAUUUUCAACACACACCCUGCCCGACUCGGCCGCAGUGCGAGUUUAUCGGACCGAUUCAAUCGCCAGCAGCAGUCGCGCACCAUGUCGAUCGCUGAACGCCUGCGAGGUUUCACGCUGGAGGAUCUGGAUCAACGCCUGGAGUUCGCGGCGGACGGAGCUCUCAGCUGGCUGGACGAUGACGACGUCGAGGGCCACGCGCGCUCCAUGCGCAUCAAGAAGGCUCGGAUGCGAGGCGAGCGCACCGCCUCGAUGGGGCAGAUUUCGUACGGAGCCGUCGAGCAGGAAGAGUACGAGAAAGACCUGCUCGUCUUCGAGACCAAGCAGCCGGCGUGGAACGAGGAGCUGGGGGCCUGGACGCUGAACUUCCAGGGCCGCGUGAAGGUCGCCUCGAAGAAGAACUUCCUGCUCGUUGGCAACGAGACGAAUGAGCAUGGUGACGAAGUGGAAAUUAUGGCGUUGCGCUUUGGCAAAGUGUCCAAGACCCGCUUCACGCUGGACUACGCGGCGCCUCUCGCCCCCAUCCAGGCGCUCGCUGUUGCCUGCUCCGCCUUCGCCAACAAGAGAGCUGUCACAUAG